This is a messenger RNA of Dictyostelium purpureum, 897 nucleotides long. RefSeq lists its product as uncharacterized. The coding region runs from base 6 to 863 and encodes 285 amino acids. The transcript has a single exon. Lineage: Eukaryota; Evosea; Eumycetozoa; Dictyosteliales; Dictyosteliaceae. Gene Ontology annotation, molecular function: oxidoreductase activity. The record is from RefSeq and is a predicted model, not a curated record.
UAAUAAUGUCAAAUACACCAAAAGUAUUUUAUAUUUCAGGCAGUUCAUCUGGAUUUGGUUUAAUCCUUACUAAUAAGCUUUUAGAAAAGGGAUGUUAUGUUGCAGCCACAAGUAGGGAUAAACAAAAAUUAACCAAGAAUGUAGAACAAAGUUUUGUUACAGAAAAUAAUUUUUUAGCAUUAGAGGUCGAUGUUAAAUCCGAUGAAUCUGUAAAAAAAUCAAUUGAGGAUACUAUUUCAAAAUUCUCUCGUAUUGAUGUCGUUAUUAACAAUUGUGGUUAUUCUCAAUAUGGUGCAUUAGAAGAACUAAGUGAUGAAGAAAUAACAGAAUGCUUUAAUGUUAAUGUAUUUGGUUAUAUUAGAGUUAUCCGUAACUCAUUACCACACUUAAGAGCCAAUAAAACAUUCCCAGAAGGACCACGUAUCAUCAAUAUUAGUUCAAGUAGUGGAUUUUCAUCAUAUUUACCAGGUAUAGGAAUUUAUGGUGCUACAAAGCAUGCAGUAGAAGGUUUAUCAGAAAGCUUAUCACAAGAGCUUUUAGAAUUUGGAAUUCAUGUCACUACUAUUUUACCUGGACCAUAUAGAACCAAUUUUUCAAAUAAUAUACAAUCACCAAAAAAUCCAAUACCAGAAUAUACAUCGGUUAGAAAAAGCGAGGCUAUGUUUAGUGAACAAAGUGGUAAGCAAGCUGGAGAUCCAUACACUGGUUCAGAUUGUAUCAUCGAUGUUGCUUUUCUCGAAAAACCACCCGUCCAUUUUUGGUUAGGAAAGUCAGCUCAUGAUGCCGCAAAAAGAAAAAUGGAAAGAGUUACAGAAGACCUCAAAGUUCUUUAUGAUCAAAGUAUCAAUACACAAUAUAAAUAAAAAUACAAAUAAUUUUUUUUUUUUUUCCAAAGUC